This is a messenger RNA of Carica papaya (papaya), 2377 nucleotides long. RefSeq names its product polyamine oxidase 5 (gene PAO5). The record is from RefSeq and is a predicted model, not a curated record. Lineage: Eukaryota; Viridiplantae; Streptophyta; Magnoliopsida; Brassicales; Caricaceae. Gene Ontology annotation, molecular function: polyamine oxidase activity.
GGGCAAUCGACUGAUCAGGACCAAUAACUUGCUCAGUGGGUGGGCCGUCCUUAAUGCAAUUUACAUGUGAGGUUGGUGAAAGGCACUGUCAACCUUUUAUUGUCCCUGCAGCUGCCCUCUUCCUACUCUUUACAUAUAUACAUAUAUAUUCUUUAUUUUUCUCCUUUGCGCCCUUUCUGAUAUAUAUUUUACAUGUAUAAUUUAUUUUAUAAAUUGAAUAUCUAUGUAUAGGUUAAUGGGAUGAUUGAGAGAGAGAAUUUCAUAUUUAGGGUUAUAAGAAGAAGAAGAUGAUUCAAGGGGGAAGAGAGUAAAUAAUGAAGAAAAGUAUAGGGCCCGUCUUUUAUUAGAUAAAUAAAUAAAUGUAUAGCUUAAAAGAAAAAACCUAAACUCACGACACGCCCUCUUAUAAAUUACUCUCCUCAGUAAACUCAAUCUCAUAAUAUCACAGUUUCUUCUUCUCUCUCUUCCAAUUUCUUCUUUCUCUCUCUAAUUUACUUGUUGCUUUCUAACUUUUCUGUGUUUCUGAUUGAAGCUAGUAAGCAAGCAAGCAAAGUAGCUAGCAGGAAAUAUACAACAAUGGCGAAGAAGCCAAGAAUUGUGAUAAUUGGAGCAGGAAUGGCUGGUCUGACUGCAGCUAACAAGCUCUACACUUCUUGUACCUCAAGAGACUUGUUUGAGCUGUGUGUUGUUGAAGGUGGCUCGAGAAUUGGCGGCAGAAUCAACACAUCUGAAUUUUGUGGAGACAGGAUUGAGAUGGGUGCGACAUGGAUCCAUGGCAUUGGUGGUAGUCCAAUUCACAAGAUUGCUCAACAAAUCCAUGCCCUGGACUCUGACCAACCAUGGGAGUGCAUGGAUGGAUUCUCAGAGGUUCCUGUUAGGACUUUUGCCGAAGGUGGAUUCGAGUUAAAUCCAUCUUUCGUUGACCCUGUUUCCAAUCUUUUCAAGAAACUCAUGGAUUUUGCUCAAGGAAAGCUGGUUCAAAGGAGUGAAGAAGAUGAUGUUGAUUUCCACAGAGUUGCAGCCAAAGCUUCAAAGCUCUGUAACGGUAAUGAGUUUAGUAUUGGUUGUUUUCUUAGGCGAGGUCUUGAUGCUUAUUGGGGUUCUGUAGAAGGCCAAGAAGAGCUCCAAGGGUAUGGAAAUUGGAGCAGAAAGUUGCUUCAAGAAGCCAUUUUUAGCAUGCAUGAAAACACCCAGAGAACUUAUACUUCUGCCGGCGAUCUCAACACUCUGGAUUUUGAGGCAGAAAGUGAGUACCGUAUGUUUCCCGGUGAAGAAAUCACCAUUGCUAAAGGUUACUUGAGCAUAAUUGAAUCUCUAGCUUCUGUUUUACCACCUGGUUUAAUCCAACUGGACAGAAAAGUUUCCAGGAUUGUGUGGCAACCAGAGAGCGAAGAAGCAAAAGGAUUAAUGGAAAAUGGUUAUGACUUUAAACCAGUUAAACUGCAUUUCUACGAUGGGUCAAUCAUGUUAGCCGAUCAUGUUAUUGUGACAGUUUCUUUAGGUGUACUUAAAGCUGGAAUUAGUCAAGAAUCUGCAGGUAUGUUCAACCCUCCUCUUCCUUGUUUCAAGACUGAAGCAAUUUCAAGACUUGGGUAUGGCGUUGUUAACAAAUUGUUUCUGCAAAUGAGCCCAACCCAAGACAGGAAACUAGUAGAUCAAAGUACCAUCAACAAGUUCCCGUUCCUGCAAAUGGUUUUUCAACCUCAAGAUUCCAUAUUAAGGCAUAAACAAAUCCCUUGGUGGAUUAGGAGAACAGCUUUUAUAUCUCCGAUAUACAGCAACUCAAACGUGUUGCUCUCUUGGUUUGCAGGUAAAGAAGCACUUAAAAUAGAAUCAUUGAGUGACGAAGAGAUAAAAAAUGGCGUAUCGACAAUGUUGUCAAGAUUUUUGUCAUGUGAGGAAGUGAGAUCUGGUGGUUAUGAUAAUGGAUUAUGUAAUGGAAAUAGUAGCAGUAGUAGCAGUAGUAGUAGUAAUCGGAUGAGAAAUGGUUUAUCAGGUGAAAUGAAAUUUACAAAAGUGUUGAAGAGCAAAUGGGGUAGUGAUCCUUUGUUCUUGGGAUCAUACAGCUAUGUUGCAGUUGGCUCAAGUGGGGAUGACCUUGAUUUAAUGGCUGAACCAUUGCCAAGAAUUACAGAGAAUUCUAGGGUUACUUACCCACUUCAAAUUCUAUUUGCAGGGGAGGCUACACACAGAACCCACUAUUCUACAACUCAUGGAGCUUACUUUAGUGGUCUUAGAGAAGCUAAUAGGCUUCUUCAGCAUUAUAACUCUGUUGUUAAAUUUUAAAAUUUUUAGCACUUCUUUUCUUUUUUUCUUUUUUCCCAAUUCAACACUUAGCCUGAUCAUCACAAUCUUUCUCUCCAUUUUCCAUCUAAAA